AUGAAUCGCACUACAAUUGUAUACGGCAGGACGAGACCACAAACCAUGAUGGAACGAUUUGACGGUUCCAGAGAAACCUUUGAACAAAUGGAUAGGGAAGAGAGGAUCUCCCGCAUCGUUGACGUGCUGGAGGGUUUGACUCACAGGCACAGUUUCGAGGUUACGCAGCCAGGUAGCAAGGAUCCAAGUCUAACAAUUGAGGCCAUGGGCAAGAAACCUGAAAUCUUGGAGAAUCUACAUUUGAACCUACUGCCUUUGUUCAAAUCCCAACUCUCUUCGCUUCUGAGCUCACUCGACCUGAUCGAUCCCCAGAAGAACCCCAAACCGGUCACCAAUCCAACUCUAGAGGCCUUAUCACAUGUCGAUCAGACUUUAGAGGGCAUUGUAUCUGCCACCGUCACACUCACCCUAGAAUCACCUUUACCGGACGAAGAUCAUGAUCAUCACUUAGAAAAGUUGAAAGUCUUCCGCUUCUCUCUUCUUAGACAGAAUAUUCAGCAUUUUGUCAGAUAUUUAAUCUACCACCAGUUAUUCCGCGAUCUUAAGGACUUCAUCGAAUGGUGCGCCAUGCCAGAUAGCGUCAACGAAGAUGAAUGGAUUUUGAAGGAGGGGUCCGAGUUGAGGGAAGUCAUCCAGACAAGUAUGGCUUUUUGUCACGAUACGAUCGACAUAACGAUCAACUGGUGCCAAAAAUCCGACUGGGCUUUGGUCCAAGAAGCUUGGCUACGGGCACAGGAUUCAUUUGAAGAGUCUCUAAAGAUGUUCACUUGCCGUACCAACCGCGCACUCAUAUCUACAAUGGAAGCCGAUCCUAGGUACGAUAAAAACGAGAGAAGCACCAAAACAAAGUUGAUAGUCCAAGUGGCCAAGUCCGCCAUACCGCUCGUCAAACUAGGAAGAAUCAUGGUCAAGAAGACUUCCCAAGCGAUCGCAAAGAAACUCAUAUCGGAAUCAGGUACAGAGCUCAACUCGCGGACAAUAAACCAAUUGUACUUUACCCCGGUAUCAAUCUAUAGUCCUCUCAAUAAGCUGGCCAACAUCUUAUACGUUUUCGAUCGCAUAGCCGCAGUAAUGCGUGUUGAUGAUCAAGACGACAUUCGUUCCUCAGUCCAAAACCUUCCAAAAGACAUGGAAUCCACCUUAGCCGACCUAACUACUUUCCUGUUUCCUUUUCUGCCCCAAAUCAAAAACGAUUCGCCUGGAACCCAGCUUAAGUCCUUCUUUCCAAACUUGAAACAAUCUUGGGAUAAGGCGAGUGAUCAAUUGAUGGAUGUUAUCUCGUCCUUCGAAGUUGAACGCGUAGUCAUUUGA
Messenger RNA from Puccinia triticina, 1311 nucleotides. RefSeq lists its product as uncharacterized. The record is from RefSeq and is a predicted model, not a curated record. NCBI's taxonomy places the organism in Eukaryota, Fungi, Basidiomycota, Pucciniomycetes, Pucciniales, Pucciniaceae. The transcript is spliced from 2 exons. The coding region runs from base 1 to 1311 and encodes 436 amino acids.